AUGAUUGGAUUGAUUAAAGCUGUGGCUUCUGUCUUGGCUAUUGGCUCUGGUUCAUUGCUUGCAAAUGCAGGACCAAUAGUCUUGAAACCAAGAAGCACGAAUAACUCGGAUAGUUUCAGUAUUAAAGCUCCGCUUGUGGUUCAAACAUCUAGUGGAAUUGUUCAUGGUGCAAUCAACGAAAGUGUCCCCUUGACUCGACACUUUCUGGGUAUUCCAUACGCACAAUCAACGUUCGGUAAGAAUCGUUUCCAAAAAGCACAACCACUUCCUGCGUCCGCAGCGCAACAAAUUAUCCACGCCGAUGCAUUCGGUCCCAAUUGCCCCCAAUAUGAAGCAACCCCUGCAUCUGUCUACACUGACGUGAGACGUGAAUAUUUUAUUCAAGGUGUCAACGGAGAUGAUUGUUUAAGCGUUAGUGUUUGGGCACCAUUGUACCCGACCGAGGACAAAGUCCCCGUAAUCGUUUGGAUCUAUGGAGGUGGUCAGACCACAGGUGGUUCAUCUGUACCUUACCAGAAUCCACAGCGUUGGGUCCAGCGUACUCAAUCGCAUAUUGUCGUCUCAUUGCAAUACAGACUGAACUUUUUCGGUCAACCAAACACACCAACCGAAAAUGCUGGGCUCUACAUUUUUGAUGCUAGAGCUGCCCUCCAAUGGAUUCGAGACAAUAUUGCCGCUUUCGGUGGUGAUACUUCGCGCAUGGUACUUUGGGGCCAAUCUGCUGGAGCUACUCUGACUGGAGCUCUCAGCAUCGAUUCCGGCGCUGUCGAGGGCCAGGGUGUCCAUACCGUUUACACUGAUACCACUCACUCGAACUUUACCUUUUUGGCAAAUGAGCUUGGAUGCACUGGUAAUACCACAAGUCAGGUUGAGUGCAUGAGCACUUAUCCACAAGCUGAUAUCGAGGCGUUUAUUCAAUAUUGGACUGAUGCUGGCAAGACGCCUGCAUUGGUUUUUCAGUCGUAUAAUGAUAACAACAACACAUUUGCGAACUAUACUGCUGCAUAUCUCUCUGGUCAUUACGCAAAGCUACCCAAAAUAUUGGGACAUAACUUGAUUGAUGGAGCUUCCACCGCUGCACUCUCCUCUGGCCCUCCUGACAUCGAGGGACCAACCCCCGAAAAGGAAUUAGCGGCUACGUUACACGUUCGUUGCGGCGUCGUAGCCGAAGCGCAAAUCCGACAAUCUCUCAACGCAACAACCUACCGCUUUGAAUAUUCCGGCAACUUUAGUAAUCUCUCGCCACUCCCCUUCAUGGGAGCGUAUCAUUCCAGUGAACUGCCCAUGAUUUUUGGAACAUAUGCUGAUGUUGGUGGAGACGGAACCCGAUUCCAGAAGGAUACUAGUGAGGCAAUGCAAGAUCUUUGGUUGGCAUUCGCAAGGGAUCCAGAGAAUGGAUUGAGCAACGCGGAGUGGCCUAAAUAUAAAGAGGGCAGUGUGGAGGUACUGGGAGGUGAGCAAAACGGUACCCUAGUUACACAUUAUGCGACGCCAAAGGCGGGGAUCGAGGACGCUUGUCUUACUUAUACUGGAAAUUGA
Messenger RNA from Botrytis sinoallii, 1539 nucleotides. RefSeq lists its product as uncharacterized. The coding region runs from base 1 to 1539 and encodes 512 amino acids. The transcript is spliced from 4 exons. The record is from RefSeq and is a predicted model, not a curated record. Lineage: Eukaryota; Fungi; Ascomycota; Leotiomycetes; Helotiales; Sclerotiniaceae.